AUGGCCGCCGUUCCCGCGCUGAGCAAGCAGCUGAACGGCUUCGCGGAAACUUCCGAGUACGCCGAUUACUCCGACUCAAGAAGCGGCCCUCGCGGCGCGCAAUCAGCAGCUGCAAGGGCCGUAGGCAACGGCAUGCCAGGGCUCGUCAACAAGGCGGUACCAUGGGUGGUGGCAUCCGGGGCGGUUAACAACCAGGGUAACCAGCCCAAGUUGAAGCUGUCGCAGCUAUACGCGCAGAUGGUAGAGCAGCAGCAGAACCUUAUAGAGCAACACGGGCUCGCGGGAGCUGUCGCAGGCGCGAACGGCACCCACCCUGCCGCUUCUUCCGCCGCCGCCGCCGCCGCGGCGGGUGGAACCGGUGCGAAGGGUGCUCGCGCCCGGGAUCAAGGGGAUUCUGGCGCAUCGCUGGAGCAGCAGCAGCAGCAGCAGCAGCUUUCGCGGAAGAGCGCGCAACAGUCCUCGCCACCGACGGCAUCAGCGCAGGCGCGCAGCGCGCAACGGGGGGAAGCGGCGGAUACGGGGAAGCAGGACGGCGGAGCUUCUGCGCGGCGGCCGCCGCCUUUGCAGCUUCAGAACGGCAACUCGUCAGAGCAUGACACGUCAGCUGCAUCGCGGUCGCAAUCGCAAUCGCAAUCGCAAUCGCAAUCGCAAUCGCAAUCGCUGUCGCAGUCGCUGUCGCAGUCGCAAUCGCUGUCGCACUCGCAGUCACAUUCGCACGGCGUUAGCCGGGAAGAGCGAGCGACAAAAAUGUACGCGCAUCCGCAGUCGCAGUCGCUGGACGAGCGGAAACUUUCCGCCCAAUCCGCCCAGUCUGCGCAUUCCGCCCAUUCAGCGCACGAACCUUCUGCGGAUCCCAUACGCGCGGAGCUCCUCCGCGAGGCAGCGCAGGCGCACCACGAGGCCGCGCGCCUGCGCGAGGACAUUGCGCGCCUGUGGCAAGAAGUUGCGCGCGCGCGGGAAGAGUGCGCGCGAAUGGGCGAACGCGCCGCAGCCUCCCUCGAAACCGCUGCCGCGGCGCUCGAAAAAGCCGCCGCAGGCGGCGCGGGAGGCGCGGGCGCGGGCGCCGUAGCGAGAGCCACGUCAUCAUCGUCCUCCAUGCCGGUCCCCCGCCACGUGCGCACGGAAGGCGGAAGCGGUCUCCUCUCCCCGUCCGGACUAAUCUCCCCCUCCGCGCGCUCCCCCAGCCCCGGCAGCGGCGGCGGCGGCGGCGGCGGCCUGCACCCGUCGGUCCGCCGACAGCUCUCCAACUCGUGGAGUGACUAUGGCGGGGGGGACGGCAGCGCGAGUCCGGGGAGUGCGGGGCAGGUGAAGGCCUUUCAGCGCCUACAGGCGGCAAAGUCUCUGGGUCUCCUCCCGCUUGCCCCCGGGGAGAGCGUGUCUAGCGCGGGCCCGGAGGAUCACGGCGGAAGCGGAAGCCCCCCCGGAUUGGCGGACAGCCCGCCUGGGUUGGCGGACAGCCCCGACGCGGGCGGCGGCGGAAGCGGAAGGUUUAACAGCCGCGCGUUGGCGGAGAGCGUGGAGCGCGCGUCCGCGUGGACCGCGGGGCUGGAGGCAGUCGGCGCAUCUGCGCCUGCGGCGGUUGCGGGGAAGGCUGGCGGAGCAGGCGCGUCCGCCGCGGGGGCGGGAAGCGCGGGAGGGGGCCGCGGAGGGGGAAGAAGCGCGCGCGAGGGGGGGGGCGGCGGCGGAGACAACUACUCGCCGUCCAGCCCGGACUCGGUGACGUCAUCGCGGAGAAGCGCGCGCGGAAGCACCGUGAGCGGAAGCAGCAACUGCUUCCCCCCGCUCCCCGGACUGGUGCAGCUGCAAGCCAUGGUCCCCGCGGGGCGCAAUUCCGUUCCGCCCAGCCCCGCCGCCAGCUCCUCGGACUCACACGCGCCUUCCGCGGGUGGGGCGCGGGGGGGUUUCGGAGGAGGGGGCCAAAGCGGCGGGGGCGGAAGAGCAAGCGGCGGAGGAGGCGGAGCGCGAGCAGGGGAAGGCAGCGAACCGGGGGGAAGCGGAGGCAUGGCGCGGAUAGAGUCUCUGCAUUUACCGCCGUCCUCCUCCCCCGCGCUCUCCUCCGCCUCUUCCGCCAUGCAGCGCUAUAGCUCCAUGGACGUGGGGGUUCUCCUUUCCGCCGCCUCCCUCCCCCCCGAUUCCUCCCUCUCCGCGGGCGUUCCGCAUUCCACUCCGCGCCUGCUAGGCCUGGCGGACACCGAGCCUGAGCUCACCGCGCGCCUGCGCACUAACAGCAGCAGCAGCGCCGCGGGGGGAUGGAUCGGCGCAAGGGGCGCGGGGGGAGCAGGGGGCGCGGGUAUGCUUUCCGCGUCCCCCGCCCAGGCGGGGCGGUCGAGCUCGUUCGGGGCAAAAGGGGCGGGCGGCAGGUCUGGGACAGGGUUGAGCCGAGCCUUGUCAGUAGCCUCGGGGCAGGCGCUGCCAGGUAUGGUAACGGGGCAAGGGGGACGGGCGGGGGCGACGGCGGGAGCGGCGGCGGGGGAGGAGGCGGGCGGGGAGGCGCGGGGGGAGGCGCGCGGAAAGAUGUGGCGGCAGGGGUCGUGCACUGAUUCGCUGCUACAGCCGUCCAUGUCAUUUGAAGACGAGGGGGGGAAACCGGGGCGGAGGGGGGCGGCGGGUCUGGGGAACCUUCAGGUGCCGAGACGGCAGGGGGCGGAGGCGUGGGGCAGGGGCGGCGGCGGGGCGGGCGCGGGAGCGGGCGGGGGAGGGUCGAGGGGGGGUAGUGGGGGAGUUUCGGUGGCGCUGUCGCCGUCUUUUGAUGGUAUAGUGCAUCACGAGCAGGAGAUGCUGUCUGCAGGGCUGAAUCACUCUGCUGCUGCUGCUGCUGGUGCUGGUGGCAGUGGUAGUGGUAGCGGUGGUGGUGGUGGGGGUGGUGCUGGUUCUAGCAGUGUUGCUCGUCCGUUGGAGCGCACUGACGAUGAGGAUUCUCCUUCCUCACACUCUUCUGCUUCCUCAGACUCAUCAUCAUCACCACGCAUAGACGCAGGGGCAGCAAAGCGAGCUGCUGCUGCUGCUUCCGCCUCUGCUGCCGUUGCCGCUGCCGCUGCCGCUGCUGCUGCUGGUGAGCCGUUCACCCAGCCACAACAUCCGGACGACGAAUCCGAUUCUGAUUACGAUUCGGAUUCGGACGAAUCGGAUUCAGGCGCCAGCUCUCCCCGGUCCACAGGCUCGGGUUCUGGUUCGGCCCAAACCUCUUCAACAGGGGGGUUAGGGGCCUCCCCUUCCUCCUCUGCAUCCGCCCCGUUUCCGCAUAACUCAGCAGGGGGGCGCGGGGGAGCGGGGGGGCGCAGCGGGGGCAGGGGGCGCGGACCAGGCGGGGGGAUUCCGGGAGGGGGAAGGGGGCGGGCGAUGGCGCUGCUGGCAACAGGAGGGGGAGGGGGAAUGCGGGGAGGGGGUGAUGGGGCAGGAGGGGCAGGAGGGAGAGGAGGCGGGGUGUUUUCCGCUGCAGGGUCUGGGAGCUUUGCGUUUCACGAUGGCUCGGAGGAAGGAGGAGGAGCAGGAGGAGGAGGGGGAGGGGGAGGGGAGAGUGCUACGGCAAGAGAUUCAAAAUCUGCUGCUGCUGCAGCAGCAACGGCCGCAGCAGCAGCGGCGGCUGCGGCAGCAGCUGCUGCAGGAGCAGCAGGAGGAGGAGCGGCAGCAGCAGCGAAGCGAGCAGUGGUGAAGAGUUUCAGUGCGGCAGGGAGUGGGAGCUUCGCGUUCCAUGCUGAAUCAGACGAUGCUUCCCCGGGCGGCAGCAGCAGCAGCCCCACACUCAAACGCCCAGCCUCAGCAGGCGACUCGGCCGCCGCCACUAAUGCUGCUUCUGCUGGUUCUGCCCCUGCUGCCCCUUCUGCGUCUGCUGCUGGUAGGUUUGUCGGGGGUGGUUCCGGUGCGGUGGGUAUGAGAGGGCUGCGUAGGGCAGUCUCAGGGGUGCCGGAUGAUCGCGCUUCUGCUGCUGCAGCAGCACGCAUGGGCUCUGCUGCUGCUGCUGCUGCUGCUGGUGCCGCUGCUGGUGGUGCCGCUGGUGGUGGUGCUGGUGCUGGUGGUGCUGGUGCUGGUGGUGCUGCUUCGGCUGGUGCGAGCAUGCGUGGGCUGCGCAGGGCAGUGUCUGGGGUGCCGGACGGCCACACCCUAUCCUCCUCUCUUGCACGAACAGUAGCAGCAGCAGGAGGAGCGGCAGGAGGAGCAGCAGGAGGAGCAGGAGGAGCAGGAGCAGGAGUGUCGCGCAUGGGUGCUGGGGGGGCAGGGGGAGCGCUGGGCGGAGGCGGAAGGGGAGGGGGAGGCGGGGGGACUGCAGGGUCGGCGGGGGGGCGGGCGUUACAGAGGGCAGUGUCAGGUGUGCCGGGAGGGAGAGGAGGCAGGGGAGGGGGAGCAGGUGGGGUGGGUUUGCAGCGGCACAAGUCGGUCGGAGGGCAGUUUUUCCAACCGCACUUAGCAGGUGGUGGUGGUGGUGCGUCGAAUCAGGCACACGCGAGUGGGGUUGGCGCGGGGAGAGUGGAGCAGGAGGAGCAGGAGGAGCAGCAGGAGCAGCAGGGGCAGGAGUGGAUAUUAACAAUCGCCCUCUUAGCGGUGGCAGCUUCUUUGCCAAAUUCGCAGGGACAGGAGGAGGAGGAGCAGGAGGAGGAGGGGGAGGUGGAGGAGGAGGAGGAGGAGGAGGAGGAGGAGGAGGUGGAGCAGGGGCGCAAGCGAGAGGAGGGGUGGGAGGAGCGAGAUGCUACGAGCGAGGAUGGGAGCACAGGAGGGGGAGAUGAUGAUGAUGAUGAUGAUGAUGGUGCGGAUGACAGUGCGAGUGUGAGCACACAGUUAUCAGAAGACACGCCACACCAUUCCAGCUUGGAUCUGUCGGUUUAUAACCAGCCUUCGAACACUCGUGCUGCUGCUGCUGGUACCGCUGGUGCUGCUGGUGCUGGCGGUGGUGGUGGUAGUGGUCGUGGUGGUGGUGCUGGUGGUGGUGCUUCUGCUGCGGCUCGUGGGUCGUAUCAAAGAGAAGAUGCGGAGGAUGGUUCAGAUGAUGAGGAGAGUGAGGAAGAGGAGGAUGAGGAGGAGGGGAGGAGGAGGCUGAGCGUCGCGAGGGCAGCAGCAGCGGCGGCGGCGGGUGCUAGAGGUGCUUACAGCAACCAGGGGGGUGCGUAUGACGACAGCAGUGAUUACACGAGCAGCAGCGAGAGCGACGUGGGCGGGCAUGCAAGCCGGCUCAGGGGCGUGGGGAUGCAUGGUGCGGGGAUGCAUGGUGUGGGGAUGCAUGGUGCGGUGAUGCGUGGUGUGGGGACGGGCGCUCCCCCUGCUGGUGGUCUGGCCACAGGUGGAGGUAAUGAUGAUGAGGAUGAGGAGGAGGAGGAUGAUGAUGACGCUCUGCACACCCCGACACCACCACACACCGGCAGCGGCGGAUCCGGCACUACUGGGGGGGCGGGGAGCGGGACGCCUGACCCCCCGCGCCGAUCCGUGCGGUUCAAACUCUCUCCAGAGAUUAGGGAGUUCACUGGGUCGGCUAUGUCUGAUGGGUCUGUCUCCUCUGGAUCUUCUGAUGAGGCCUCCCCUCCUGCCUCGACUAUCUCUGCUUCUAAAGCCAGGCUGCAAGCGCUGCUGGCUCUGCAGAAGCAGCAGGAGGAGGAGGAUCGGGAGCGGGAGCGGGAGCAGCAGCCGCAGCUGCAGCAUUCGAACUCGCAGCACCCCCCGCCGCACCAGCAGCAUUCCCAACAGCAGCAGCAGCUGCUGCAGCAGCGCCAGCAGCAGCAGCAGCAGCAAAGGCAACAGAGGAAGGAAGAAGAGGAGGAGGAUGAGGAGGAGGAGGAGGAGGAGGAGGAUGAGGAGGAAUAUGAGGAAGCGGAGGGAGAGUUUGAAGAUGAGGAAAGAAGGGAGGGUGGUUCGGGUUACAAUGUGGGAUCAGGGCAACGAGGAACAGUUGGGGGCAGAGGAGGCGGAGGGGGUGAGGGUGGAGGGAGAGGAAGGGGAUUGGCAGGUAUGGCAGGAACUGGGAUGGGUAAUAACUCCGUGCAGCAGCAUCAGCGGCAGCAGCAGCAGCAGCAACAGGAGCAGAAACAGCAGCAGCAACAACAACAGAAACAGCAGCAGUUGCUACAGCAGCAGGGGCGGAUACAGUACGAGAGAGGGUCAGCAGUGGAUGGUAUGCGUGGUGGCAACGCGGACGACAUUGAUUCAGACGAUUACUCUGAUACUGACGAUGAGGAGGGAGGGGAGGAGGAGCGUGGGGUGGCAGUGGCAGGGGGCAGACAGAGCGUGGCACGGCAUGCACCUGGGGAAUAUGGGGGGAAUGGGAGAGUGGAAAGGGGACAGGAGGACGGGGGGAGAAGGAAGGGGGAGAGGGGUGGAAAGGUGAGGGUGGGAGGGGAAAGAGGGGGGGGGGGAGGGGGGGGGUAG
Molecule: messenger RNA, 6351 nt
Organism: Closterium sp. Naga37s-1
Lineage: Eukaryota; Viridiplantae; Streptophyta; Zygnematophyceae; Desmidiales; Closteriaceae
Source: the annotation of a GenBank genome assembly